UCUCAAUUCCGUUAGCUGCACACUGACGUCAGAGUUCGGUCGAUCAGUUCAUCACCAGGGCCCUUGCAAACUAAGCUGAAAAAACAACCUACGACUUUUGGCGUGUUCAGGAAACUGAAGACAGCGCAACGAAGAUUUAAAAUAUGGGCAACUGUCAACCCACAAUCGUGCCAUAUGAGGAGUUUGAUGUUGUCGAUGAUAUAAAGGCAAUCCGCAAAGCGUGCAAAGGAUUCGGAACUGAUGAGAAAGCUAUCAUUGAGAUCCUGGCUUACCGCAGUGCAGCCCAGCGUGUGGAGAUUAAACAAGCCUAUUUUGAGAAAUAUGACGAUGAGUUGGUUGAUGUGCUUAAAAGCGAGCUGACGGGGAGCUUUGAGAAUGCCGUCAUCGCCAUGUUGGACCCUCCGCACAUCUUUGCAGUGAAGGAGCUGAGGAAGGCCAUGAAGGGAGCGGGCACCGACGAAGACGUGCUGGUGGAGAUUCUCUGUACCUCCACCAACGCUGAACUUGCUAUGUACAAGGAGUGCUAUUUUCAGGUGCAUGAUAGAGACCUGGAGUCGGACAUUGAAGGAGAUACAAGUGGAGACGUGAGAAACCUGCUCACUGGUCUUUUGCAAGGCACCAGAGACGAGAGUGAGAUUGUGGACGAAGGUCUGGCCGAAGCAGAUGCUGUUGCACUGUUUGAGGCUGGAGAGGGUCGCUUUGGAACAGAUGAGUCAACCUUGAGCUUCAUCCUGGCCAACAGGAACUACCUACAGCUUCAGGCCACUUUCAAGAUCUAUGAGCAGCUUUCUGGAACCGAGAUUCUGGACGCCCUGGAGACUGAGACCUCUGGAACGCUCAAGGACUGCUACAUCGCACUGGUGAGGGUGGCCAAAAACCCCCAGCUUUACUUCGCCCGGCGCCUAAACAAGGCUAUGAAGGGGGCGGGCACGGACGAGGACACCCUCAUCCGCAUCAUUGUGUGCCGCUCAGAGAUUGAUCUGGAGACCAUUAAAGACAUGUACUUGGAGAAGUAUGACGUCUCCCUGAAGGAUGCCUUGAGCUCAGAAUGUGGCGGGGACUUCAAACGUCUCCUCCUGGCAAUCUGCCAUUGAGGGAGGGGGAGAGGGGGGAGAGAGAGAAGGGGGGGGGGGAGAGAGAAGGGGGGGGGGGGGGAGAGAAGGGGGGGGGGAGGAUGCAGAAAAAGCAGAGCCCCAACUGGACCAAGGCCCUGCUUCUUUCUAACUAACAUAACUUACAAUAGGUCCUACUGUCCCCAGACUAGUGCGAGUCUUUGCUGGAGCGGGGGGGGUUGGGGGAAGAGAGACACAACAUCUCUUACCUCUGAUUUACUAAAUAUUUGUAAUUUUAACCGCAACACAGCGUGUCAUUUUCAAUAUGCACGGCUGCAUUGUCAUUAACUGUAUGUUCAAAGGUUAUGUAACAGUGUAAGGCAAUGUAACAGUUUUGCCUCUUUGACCUUGGCAGUUGUUGGUCAAGCCAAUCAAUGUUUUUUAUUGUUUUAAUCCAAGAAUAUGGUCAUGUUUGCAAAAAUUGUGUUGGUGAUGGUACCAUGACCCUGAUCCAUUGAUCCUGUGUUGAAAUAGAUACAGCUGAAAUCAGGUCUCAAAUUUCAAAGAAAUUCUGUGCUGGAGUCAAAUGUACUCAAUCAGUGCUUAGUGGAAUCAGGUGGUUCAGAGUUUGGCAGCACAACCACCUGCAAACAAAGGGCAUUUGUGGAGACCAGUCACAGGACUUCACUGUACCAAUCUGAAGCAGACAUUUUUCUACAUCAGUUAGGAAUUACAUAGAUUUGAAAUAUCCAAAUACCCCCCCCCCCCCCCCCCCCGAGUUCAACUCCCAGGAUUUUAAUGCCUUUGAUAAUAUAUGCAAACUGUAUUGGAGCUAUUAUUUAAUGAAGGAUAUUUCGAAAGUGUCUUUAUGAAUGGAAGUUAUGUGAUAUAGAAGACGAAGAAAGGAAUGUUACGUUGCACAGAAAGAUUUGAUAAAUAAUCACACUCCGGAAAUAUAACGAAGAAAGCCUAUAAUAGUUUUUAAUAUUAUAACUAUAUUGUCUGUCAAAUGUGUAUGUUAUAUUAAUCGGAAACUAUAAAUUGACUAAAUGAGGCUGUGUUACUUCCUCAUCAUCAUUAGGGAGUCUGCCUUGAUACAUCUACAAUGAACAUUCCUCAAGUCAAGUAUUUUUGUAUUUCUGAACUAACAAAAGACUGUGUAAGCGUUUUAACCCUAUUUAGUGCACUGCAGUGUUACCUAUUAUAUGCAACACUUGAUAUGUUACGUAUUUACGGAAAAUCUGUAGAGAAGCAUAAUCUGAUUGUUUUUAUGACAUUAACAACAGUCAAGUGUGUCCCUGUUAUGGCAGCUUUGUUGUUAACAUAUUUGAUAGCCUCUUCCAGUCCCAAAUAUUGUAUCUCAACAACUUGAGAUAACUGUUUUUAACAGGGCUGCUGAAGUGAAUACAGGAUUGGUGGCAUAUGGACCAGCCUAAGCAGACCUGCUGUGGUCUGUGAAACAGGGACCAUUUAUUUACCUCAGUGUAGCCAAAGAUUAUCCCCGUACAAAAA
Messenger RNA from Osmerus eperlanus (European smelt), 2564 nucleotides. It is a transcript of the gene anxa13, whose product is annotated as annexin A13. The transcript has 11 exons. Lineage: Eukaryota; Metazoa; Chordata; Actinopteri; Osmeriformes; Osmeridae. Gene Ontology annotation, molecular function: calcium-dependent phospholipid binding; calcium ion binding. Bases 144 to 1094 code for a protein of 316 amino acids. The record is from RefSeq and is a predicted model, not a curated record. Gene Ontology annotation, cellular component: cytoplasm.